AUGGCAGACACACUCCCAGGCCUCCUCUCGGUAGACGAUGAAGCUGGAGAGCUAGUGACGCUGCAAAAGUGUGUAGAUGCCGGUGGAGGCUCCGGUGGGAAGCCGAAAUCUCCACCAGACCCCAAACUCUCCCCGAUAGCCGAGCGCGCAUGGAGCCUGGCAAGCGAGGCCAUGCAGCAGCGUGACACUCUUAACCCGGUUGCCCGAGAACACUACCUUAGCGCUGAGGCAGCAGGCGUCGACAGACAGCAGCUGGACCGAUACCAGGAUGAGGAGUUUAGACUGCGAUUCAUGUGGUCGUCUCUGAUCGACAGCUUUCGGAUGCAUUGCAACCUCGAGCCGAGUUUGCGGCCAGUAGAACACGAACUGGCCAGAAAAGUCGCAGACCGGAUCCUGCUGCUGCGAAAGCGGUCGUUUUACAAUCGGUACUCGAUGAUCUUUGAGCGCAUAAAUGGCAGAGGAACACUGGGGCAUCAGUCGAUUCUGGAUACAUACGACGGUAGGCUGGCUGAAUAUUGGAGAUCGGUGUAUAUGGCCAUUGUCAAGGAAAAGCAGUACGGCGAAAUUCCCGCCAAGUUUGCCCGGAUGCUGCCCUCGACUAUCUUCCAGAAGGCGUGCGACCACCUGGGUAUCGACCCCAAGAGAUGUUUUGACGAGGUCCAAGAGUUUGCCAGACAGGGGCGAUUUUCUUCGGAUAUCCUGUCUCUCGUCAGGCGGAAACAGCUCGACCUUCUCUGGAAGCAGAUCACGACCGAUAUCAGAGAUUUUCCUUUCAUAUUCUAUCCACGCGAAAUCGAGCAUACCAAACGGCUCAUGAUUGCUAACACCCUGUCCAGGAUCUUAAAUAGAUGGUGCGACUCCACGUCCCCUGUUGAUUAUAGAGCCACGAGCCAGUUCCACGACGAUGCCAGCAUGUUGGACUCUACAGGCGACGUGGAAGCAAUAAUGGCUAGGAGGCUAAUAGCCGAAGACAUAGCUAGAUCCAUAUCCGCGAGCGACCCUGUGGACCGACAAAAGCUUUUUACGGACCUUUUGUCCAAAGGACUCAUAAUUAUUCAGAUAGCCCUAGGUACGGCGAAGUUUGAGGCCAGCUGGAUGCAGAAGAGCGCUGAGCGUUGUACACUCCUGACCAUAGAGCUGAAAAUGAUGCUCGAUCUCAUCCGCAGUGAAGAGACUGUCGAGAUAUCGCAGUUUAGCGGGUAUGGGGAGAGAAGCCUGCCUCUGGACGACUAUUCUGGCGGGACCCCUUUUCACGAGAAAUGGGAUAAGUGA
Messenger RNA from Nannizzia gypsea CBS 118893, 1272 nucleotides. RefSeq lists its product as hypothetical. The record is from RefSeq and is a predicted model, not a curated record. The transcript has a single exon. Lineage: Eukaryota; Fungi; Ascomycota; Eurotiomycetes; Onygenales; Arthrodermataceae. The coding region runs from base 1 to 1272 and encodes 423 amino acids.